AUGCGGCGCUGGUUACUGGACAACACAUGCAGAAUCACUCUCAUUUUAGAUUUACAACGGUAUGUUGCUUCUACACCUAACGAUAGUACCGAUCAUAGUUCAGGGAAGAGAGAUUCAAAGUCAAGAGUAUCCUUUGGCAUUGAUCAGAAAAAACUUGAUCUCAUGCUUAAUCUUCAUGAGGCUGACUUUGGUGCAAUGGUAAAAGCUACAAGAAAUGCCCUAGCGAAGGAAAAGAAAUGGAGAGAAGCUACUAUUGGUGAUGUUUCCCAUACAAAAGAUAAUAAUUCAAAUAUUGAGAAGUCUGAAAAAGAUACAGUUUCAACAGUAACACACACUAAAGAUGGAGAUGUUGAUACGAGUCCAGGUCCUUCUUCUAGUAUGGAGAAUAACAAAGAUGAUAUUGAAGCUGGUAAAAAAUGGAUGGAAAGUAGAACUGUUCGAGGAAUUGUUGGGGCAGGAGCGGCUCAUGAUACCAACUCUAUGUUUGUUGUUCAACAACAGCGAAAAGCGGAAGGUGCCAGAUUUAGUUUAAUGGAUGCUUUACGUGAUUGUGUUUUAUCUGGAAAUUGGGCUAAAGCAAUGCGUUUAUUUGAAUCAGCAAUUGAAACCAGUUAUAAGAGUAUUCGUGGUAACUCUUUUACGGCAUCUUCAUCUAUUAUGAAUAAGAACUUGGAAAAAGAAGAUCUUGAUGCACUUCGUCGUAUUAAUGCUACAACACCACCAGGGGCUAUUUCCAUAAAUUUACCAAACCAUCGCGGUAUAUUACGCUGGGGAGGUGGUCAUUAUUAUUUACUAUUAAAGCUACUUCUUAGUAGACACCGAGUCACAGAGGCUGAAAGAGUUUGGGAAGUAAUGAAGGGAAUUGGAUUUGUUGAAUUUCACAUGGAUGAACGUUUGUUUAAUCAAUGUAUUGCCUUGGCUCGUAAGACUCCCUCAUCUGAUAUUGUGUUGCCUCUCGUAGAAUCCAAAAAAGAUUUGGAAGAUCAAAAUAAAACAUUUCGUAGAACAUUUGUAAUUGAACUGGAACAAUGGGCAAAACAGAAAGAGUUACAGUUAGAUGCACGUAGUAAACAUACCACUCAAGCGGCUCGUCUUGCGCAGAUGAUAAAAAAUAGUGAACACACAAAAGAAAUGGAAAGUAGUAUGUCUGGAUUAGACACAGAUGGUCUUAAGGUGGGAGACUUUAGUGGCCUUCUUCGUCGAUGUGUCUCUGAAGAAAACACUUCACGUGUAUUGCAAAUGAUGGAUAAAUUGAAUAUUCCACGUGAUGGUCAAAUUUAUAGUGCCCUUAUUGCGGCUCUUCGAAAUCCAAAUUAUCGUUUAGCCGGCGACACUAUUUCCACUGAAAGUAAUGCCGGAAACACGAAGGAGGAAUUUGACGCCCACCGUAAACGACGCAUUGAACGGGCAUCUGAGUGGUUUGCGGCAUGUCCUGAGAGCGAACGUACGGCGGAUGUUUACAAUGAGAUGCUACAUAUCACUCGAGGUGGUAAAGACGAAGAUGAAAUGUUUAAUCGUCUCUUGAUUGAGUUCCGCGGUGCCCCAUUACUCCCACCUACCGCUACCACUACUACUACUACUUCCUCAACAGAGACUUCGGCCACAAUGAGUGAAGAUUCCAUCACAUUGGUUCCCCCGCAGUGGCGCGUCCCUCCUAACGGACACACAUAUGAGAUACUUGUAAUGCACUAUAUACAUCUACAGCAGUGGCCCGUUGUUUGGGCGCUCUAUGAUGAAAUGAACGGCCGUCGUAUUCGGGGAACUCAACGUCUCUUUCACACAUUGCUUAAUGUGGCCCACCGCGCUCCACCGCACAAUCGUGACCCACACGUAGUCGUUAUGGGGAUUUAUGAUGAUAUGAAACGUUCUGGUGUAGAUGUAACGGGUAUAAAAAGUACGGUGAAUGUUGUUAACGCUUGGUGUGCUACCCGUCGUAGGCGGCGGUGGUGA
Trypanosoma theileri is the source of this 1950-nucleotide messenger RNA. Its product is annotated as polyadenylation/uridylation factor 2. The transcript has a single exon. Lineage: Eukaryota; Euglenozoa; Kinetoplastea; Trypanosomatida; Trypanosomatidae. The record is from RefSeq and is a predicted model, not a curated record. The coding region runs from base 1 to 1950 and encodes 649 amino acids. Gene Ontology annotation, molecular function: protein binding.